This is a messenger RNA of Miscanthus lutarioriparius, 504 nucleotides long. Lineage: Eukaryota; Viridiplantae; Streptophyta; Magnoliopsida; Poales; Poaceae. The record is from the annotation of a GenBank genome assembly.
AUGUACAUCAAUGCGGAGGUAAAAGAGGCAGAUGCCUUUCUGUGGAGGCUCACGGGCUUCUAUGGGGAGUCUACGACUGAGAAGAAGGUGUUGUUAUGGAAGGUGCUGCGUACUCUAAAUGCAAUGAGGCACCGUCCAUGGCUUUGUGUUGGUGAUUUCAAUGAGGUGCUAGUGGAGGGCGAGAAGGAAGGAGGUCCCAAAAGGAAGCAGGUCUACAUGGAUAGUUUCAAGGAAGCAUCGGAGGAUUGUGAUCUGAAUGACCUGGGAUUUGAGGGUGACCCUUUCAUGUGGCGAAACAAUAGCCAUACUAGCGAGCACUACAUCCGUGAGCGGCUGGAUAGGGUUGUGGCCUAUGGAGAGUGGAUCACAAGAUUUCCACUCUACCAGGUGAUAAAUGGUGAACCAAGACAUUCGGAUUAUCUUCCCAUCAUCGUGGAUACAAAUUCACUGGUGAGGAGGGGCAACCAGGGGAGACAACAUGUGUUCCAUUUUGAGGCGAGUUGA